This is a messenger RNA of Brenthis ino (lesser marbled fritillary), 795 nucleotides long. The record is from the annotation of a GenBank genome assembly. Lineage: Eukaryota; Metazoa; Arthropoda; Insecta; Lepidoptera; Nymphalidae.
AUGCCUCGAGAAAAAAGUAGAUAUCGCGAUAGGCGGAGUUCCUCUUACAGUUCCGAAUCCUCUUACGAUAGAAAAAAGGUUAAAAGUAAACAUAAACGACGAUCGCGUUCCCGAGAUCGAUCAGAAUCUAGCAGUCAUAGAAGAAAACGAUCUACAUCACGAUCGAAAUAUAAAAAAAGGAGUUAUUCUAGGAGUGUAUCGAAGGAUCGUUAUGAGAGCAAAUCUAAACGACGAUCCUUAUCACGAUCACAUUCUAAACGAUCAAAGCAUUCUCGCGAUCGUUCACAUUCAAGAUCAAGUUCACAUAGCCGAUCUAGACGCAAUAAAAACACUAAAAAACAUCGAAAACGAUCACGUUCAUCAAGUAGCAGAUCAAGUUCGUUUGAUAUAGAACCUAGAAAGCACAAAGUGGAUGAUACCGAAACAAAAAUUGAACGAGCUAUUAAGGCAGCAGAAGCAGUGGGCCUAACAAUGACUAAAAUACCAACUUAUGAAUAUAAAGAUGUUGAAAUUAAAGAAGAUAUGCCAACAAUCCAUGAUAGGAAUCUGCUGGCAGAAUUGAAUAAUGAUUCAUUUGUACAAAAAACAUUUAUAUCAUCAAGAAGUAAAAAACAAUCACAAAAUAUUGUAAUUGACUUAAAUUCAGAAACUGUAAAAGUGCCAGAGUCUGAACUUAAAGUUCAAACUGAUGACUCGAUUAUUAACUUUGAUGAAAUACCUAGCCAAGAAGAGCUUAAGGAAAUGUGGAUAAAGAAGUUAUAUCAGUAUAGAAAAAAGAUGCUAAAAGAUGAAAUU